GAAUAUUAAUUUAGUUGUCACCUGUUGAUAUUUACUCACGUGUCGACCCACGUGUAAUUAAUAAAAGUCAAAAACCGGAGCAGACUCGUUAUAAAUUUCUACCUGCACCAAACAACCAGAUAUUUGCUGUCAUUAAACAAGACAUUUCGCCAUGAAGCUCCUGCUGAUAAUUUUGUCGUCUGUUGUUGUUGCUACUCAGGCAAUUACCUGUGCUCAGUACAGACUCGUGACGUUUUCAAGGGAUUUUCCAGCAUGUGAAGAGGAUGGAUCGUACUCCCGGCUGCAGUGUAAAGGCCCAAUUUGCUUCUGUUUUACAUCUGCUGGACAUUUCGUGGAGGACCUUUUCGUCAACAAGACUGAUUCGGUAGGCAUGGAUUGCAAUUGUGCUGCUGAAAAAGCAGAAAGCAAAUUGAGAGGAGAAAAUUCCAAACUUUAUCGGUGUCUUCCAAACGGCAAUUAUGACAAAGUUCAAUGUCAGGCUGACUCUUGUUACUGCGUAAACAGUAAGGGAAUUCAGGAAGGAGAUUCAGUGCCUGUUGCAAGCAUGCAUACACUUCCAUGUUAUGAGAACAGAUCAUAGCUGUCUCAAUGGAGAGUGAAAGUUUCACAAGUCAGAAGAUAUUCAAUGAAAUAAAGACAUAGAUCCAUUU
Octopus sinensis (East Asian common octopus) is the source of this 650-nucleotide messenger RNA. RefSeq names its product U24-ctenitoxin-Pn1a-like. Lineage: Eukaryota; Metazoa; Mollusca; Cephalopoda; Octopoda; Octopodidae. The record is from RefSeq and is a predicted model, not a curated record. Bases 152 to 580 code for a protein of 142 amino acids. The transcript is spliced from 6 exons.